AGCUAAACUGAAAGUUAGCCAACACUGGAUAGACGUUGCUUGUCUGAAACAUUUUUCCGGGUGCCGAAAAUAUUUGGUUAAUUCGCGAAAAUUAAAAUAAAAACUAAGCCAAACACGCAAUAUCUUAUCUUAUUUGGAAAGUGCUCUGCUCUGUGAGAAGUUUGUCGCCAUUCUCACAGUCCAAACAGAACUAAAGCGUGCAACGGCAUCUGUGGAGGACCCGGCGAGAAUUGGCAUUUUCUUGACACAUCGCAAUUCAAUAAAAAAUAAACAAAACCAUGGAAGAAAUACGUAGCAGCAUGGACAACAUAAUGGACCGCUUUAAUAACAGUAUCACGCAUUCGGCGCCUAAAAAACUUUUUGAUAGGCUGUCUACAUCUUACAACGACGAGAUGACCGUAAACUUGCCCAAGAAACGCCGCAUAGAGACGCCGGAUUCGGCUUUUACUAACUUGAAUACCAGCUCCGGUUCCUUAAAUAGUUCUGUGACGGAUCCACUAGGCUCAUGGCAGACAAGUAAAUUACGGGCAGAGUUGAUUGAGUCCAAGGCGAUUGUCUCUCAGUUGCAGCGGGAUAUGGAGCGAGAGGCAAAAGAAUAUCGCAGCGAACUGGCCAUAUCCGAGAGCAAGGCUGCUGCCUUGAAAGAGCAAUGCGACUACACUAGCGCCAAAAUGCAGGAGCUGGAGAAGCAUCUGCAAGUUGUACGUAAACGGGAACAAGUGGCCUCUGAAUCGGCAAGUCGUGCCAAUGUUGAAUUGGCCCAGCAAAAGACUAAAUACGAGGCAAUUAUUAAUCAACUGGAAAAAACCAAAAUGCAACAAGAGGGCGAUGCCCGUGAUGUUCAUUUGUGCAUUGGCAACGAGCUAAACGAGUAUCGUCGUCUGGCCCAGAGAGCCAAUCUGGAAUUGCAGUCUACGCGUAAUGAAUUGGAGCGUAUACAGCGUCGCCAUGAUGAGUACAAAGCUAGAAUAUCCAAUUAUGAAGAGCUAAAAUCCAAUUAUGAGAAGCAACAGCAUAGCCUAAAGACAGCCAAUGAACGUAUCAAGGAGCUUGAGUACGAAAUACAAUCCUAUAACGACUGGAAGGAGGUGACCAAAGCCAGUCAAGAUCGUUUGGCCAGUAUUCCAGAUAUGCAGGCUGAGCUCGACCGGCUACGUGGCCAUAACAAACACUUGAAUUCUCUCAUUGGUGACAAAUUAUUGCUAGAGGAGCAGGUGCAUCAUUACAAGACGCGACUGGAGAAAGAAGAGGGAGCCCGAGCAGAGGCAGCCAGCCUACAGGUGAAACUCUCACAUGUGGAACAGGAGCUAAAAGAGUGGGUUAAAAUAGCGCAGGAUCAUUGCUUGGCCAAUACCUUGGUUAGCCCAAUUGCCUUACGUGCUCGCAUCGAGCAGCUGCUACAAGAGGAUAUUGUUCAUGUGGCCGAAAAGACAUCCUCUGAGUCGGAUAGCAAGCAUCUACACUCGACCAUCAAAGAUCUGGAACAAAAGUGCGCCGCCUAUCUGAAGAAUAUCGAGGACCUUAACAUUGGUCUAAAGCGACAUAAGAACUUCAAGGAACGCUUGCAGCGAAAACUCAUCAUUGUGUCCAAGGAGCGUGAUUUUUAUAAACAGCUGUUGGAGAAUUUCGACAAGGAUCAAACUCUGAAUAACACCAGCGCCGCAGAUAUGACCCAAGAUAUGCAUGUGCGUCAUCGCAUUGAGGUUUUGGAGCGCACUGUCACAGGUUACAAAGACAUUUGUGCCACAUUGGAGCGCGAAAUUCAGGCUAUGCGUCAGCAGGAGCAAUUGCACGAACCCACCAACGAGGGCUAUGACAGUGUUAAGAAGGAAUUGGAUACAUUGCGAUUGGAGAACGAAAGACUGCGUCGUCGCAAGGAUGAACUGGAAUUGGAGAUGGUGAAUCGCAGUCUACGUGGCACUGACACGGCCAACCACAAGGUGGUCCAUCUUAGUCAAAAUCCCGCUGCCGAGGCAUAUGAGUGUUCCAAAAAUAUGAUGGAAAAACUUCAGGCGGAAAUCGAGCGACUGAAGCGACGAAUUAAGAAAAUGGAGGAGGACAGUGAACAGGCGACUACCACCGACAUUACCUCCGCUUCGGCUGGCAUGACAAUGAACUUUAAGGAACUCAAUCAAAUGCGAGCCGAUCUGGAAUCCGCCAAUGCUAAAAUGCGUAAAAUGAAGGAUUGCUUUAAAGCCGCUGGCAAGGAAUUCCGUGAUGUCGUCUAUAUGCUGCUGGGCUAUAGAGUGGAUCGCAUGGGAGCCAAUAGCAACUAUCGCAUUUCCAGUAUGUAUGCAGAGAACCCAACGGAUUACUUUGAUAUUACCCUGAGUGAAUCCAAUUGCCUUGCCCUGCUCGAGUCACCGUACUCGCAGACGCUGAAGCCAGCGAUAGAUCAACAAUUGGCUGCCAAUAAUUCAUUCCCCGCAUUUUUCUCCUCUCUUACACUGGAGUUAUUCCAACGCUCCACAGUCACAAUAACCUCCUGAAAAUCAAAAGCAUCAGUAUAGUUCAUAAAGGGAAUGAUGAAGCUGACUUUCGCCAACCCAACAUAUUUUAUUUCUUUGGGUUUAAUUUUACUUUAGUUGGUAAACAAAUAAUAAAUACAUUUAUAUAUAUA
Drosophila willistoni is the source of this 2620-nucleotide messenger RNA. RefSeq names its product mitotic spindle assembly checkpoint protein MAD1 (gene Mad1). The coding region runs from base 279 to 2489 and encodes 736 amino acids. The record is from RefSeq and is a predicted model, not a curated record. Lineage: Eukaryota; Metazoa; Arthropoda; Insecta; Diptera; Drosophilidae. The transcript has 3 exons. Gene Ontology annotation, cellular component: mitotic spindle; kinetochore; nuclear envelope. Gene Ontology annotation, biological process: attachment of mitotic spindle microtubules to kinetochore; mitotic spindle assembly checkpoint signaling.